GAUGACUGAUUCAACUCCCAUCUUGUGAAGAAUUAAUCUAGUAACUAGUUGGCAUUCACAUACUUUAUAUCCAAUUUGCUUAACAUUGUUUGACAAAAAACUAAUAAUAAUUAAAAAACAAAAUUUUAACUAGUAUAAAUAAAAUUUUGAUCCCCAACAAAACACAUUCAUCUUGAACCCGAAAAACCAUGAGAGGAGUAGAAAUGGAGUUCAUGCAUUUCAGCCACAAUCACGGCCUGGUUUACCACCAGGCUAUUCAAGGAUAUGAAUUUCAUUGCUCCGGCUGCAAAUCUGCCGGCUCAGGCAACGUCUAUGUUUGCUGGCAGUGCAAUUACUUCCUUCACGAACACUGUUUUCGUUCAGAAAGGUCUCUCAAGCACCCGUCUCACCCACUUCAUAUUCUGACUUUGAUGCCUUCUCCUACUUAUACCUCCCGUUCUUUUCACUGCAAUUCGUGCAGUCUUGCUGGACAUGGAUUCUCCUACAGCUGCUCCGAAUGUGAAUUCGAUAUUCAUGUUCAUUGUGCCCUUAAUAUUACUAUUCCUAAUCCUAAUCCAAAUUUAUUACCUUCCGUUGUUCCUAAUCCUUAUCCUGCGCAGAAUAAUAAUCCCGUCAAUCCUCCUCGUCCAAUCCAAUCUAAUGCUUAUCCAACUUAUCCUCCUCAAAACACUGGUUAUUACCCGAAUCCAAACCACCCUUAUCCCAAUUUCACCACUCCUAAUCACAUUACACCACCAACUCCAAUUCCAAAAGAUCCACCCAAUCAGAACAAUAAUUCAAUUCCUGCUUACCCCCAACCAAAUAUUGGCCCCUCGUACAAUUACGUUCCUCCGUCAAAUCCCGCCGGUAAUCCGCCGCCACCGAAACUUGCACCGAACUUGAUCAAGCAUUUCAGCCACCCACACGGGCUCAAGGGCAUGGAGAUCAAAAAGAAGAACGCCAAAGUCUGCUCCGCUUGUGAGAUAGAAUUGAACGGCGCCGCCUACUGCUGCACCGAGUCCCAGUGCAAUUUCAACCUGCACAAAACGUGCUUCGACGCGCCCCUCAAGCUCCGCCACAAGUCCCACCCCGAGCACCCGCUUACCUUGCUGCCGUACGGCGAGGGGUACUUCACGUGCGACGCGUGCAUGAAGGAGGGCAAGGCGUUCGUCUACACAUGCACCACGUGCUCGAACGUUCGUCUACACAUAAACUGCGCCCAAAGGCCGGAGAAGAUGGUGUGUCCGGGCCACAAGCACACGCUAACUCUGUACUACUCGUCGCGGGCAGCGGCGAAUCGGGAGGUGACUUUCACGUGCGAUGUUUGUAUGAGCCUGAUAGACGAGAUGGCGUGGGUGUACUAUUGUCGUAAGUGCGAUUUCGGGACCCAUCUGGACUGUGUGAGCGCCGGCGGCAGCAGUAGCGGCGGUGGUGCAAAAAGUGACGUGGUACGGAUCUCGGAAGCUGCUGAUGCGGUCAACGCCGCUGCUAUUGAGGCUUUGUUCAAUGCAAAAGGCAGAAUAGCCGCAUGGGGACUUAUUUGA
Erythranthe guttata (spotted monkey flower) is the source of this 1523-nucleotide messenger RNA. RefSeq lists its product as uncharacterized. The record is from RefSeq and is a predicted model, not a curated record. Lineage: Eukaryota; Viridiplantae; Streptophyta; Magnoliopsida; Lamiales; Phrymaceae.